AUGCUGCUUUGGAUUCUGUUGCUGGAGACGUCUCUUUGUUUUGCCGCUGGAAACGUUACAGGGGACGUUUGUAAAGAGAAGAUCUGUUCUUGCAAUGAGAUAGAAGGGGACUUACACGUAGACUGUGAAAAAAAGGGCUUCACAAGUCUGCAGCGCUUCACCGCCCCGACUUCCCAGUUUUACCAUUUAUUUCUGCAUGGCAAUUCCCUCACUCGACUUUUCCCUAAUGAGUUCGCUAACUUUUAUAAUGCGGUUAGUUUGCAUAUGGAAAACAAUGGCUUGCAUGAAAUCGUCCCGGGGGCAUUUCUGGGGCUGCAGCUGGUGAAGCGGCUGCAUAUCAACAACAACAAGAUCAAGUCUUUUCGAAAGCAGACUUUUUUGGGGCUGGACGAUCUGGAAUACCUCCAGGCUGAUUUUAAUUUAUUACGGGAUAUAGACCCGGGGGCCUUCCAGGACUUGAACAAGUUGGAAGUCCUCAUUUUAAACGACAAUCUCAUCAGCACCCUACCUGCUAACGUAUUCCAGUAUGUGCCCAUCACCCACCUCGACCUCCGAGGAAACAGGCUGAAAACACUGCCCUAUGAAGAGGUCUUGGAGCAGAUCCCUGGCAUUGCUGAGAUUCUGCUAGAGGAUAACCCUUGGGACUGCACCUGUGAUCUACUCUCCCUGAAGGAAUGGCUGGAGAACAUUCCCAAAAACGCCCUAAUCGGCCGAGUGGUCUGCGAAGCCCCCACCAGGCUCCAGGGUAAAGACCUCAAUGAAACCACGGAACAAGACCUGUGUCCUUUAAAAAACAGAGUGGAUUCUAGUCUCCCAGCUCCUCCUGCCCAGGAAGAGACCUUCGCUCCUGGCCCUCUGCCAACUCCUUUCAAGACAAAUGUGCAGGACGAGCAUGCUACCCCAGGGGCUGUUCCAAAUGGAGGUACAAAGAUCCCGGGCAAUUGGCAGCUCAAAAUCAAACCCACGCCACCGAUAGCAAGUGGGAGCGCCAGAAACAAACCCCCAGUGCAUGGCUUGCCCUGCCCCGGGGGCUGCAGCUGUGACCACAUCCCAGGCUCGGGCUUAAAGAUGAACUGUAACAACCGGAACGUGAGCAGCUUGGCUGAUUUGAAGCCUAAGCUUUCCAAUGUGCAGGAGCUUUUCCUUCGAGAUAACAAGAUCCACAGCAUCCGAAAAUCACACUUUGUGGAUUACAAGAACCUCAUUCUAUUGGAUCUGGGCAACAACAACAUCGCAAACAUAGAGAACAACACUUUCAAGAACCUUGUGGACCUCAGGUGGCUGUACAUGGAUAGUAACUACCUGGACACUCUGUCCCGGGAGAAAUUUGCUGGGCUGCAGAACCUGGAGUAUCUGAACGUGGAGUACAACGCGAUUCAGCUCAUUCUCCCCGGGACUUUCAAUGCCAUGCCCAAACUGAGGAUUCUUAUUCUCAACAACAACUUGCUGAGGUCCCUACCCGUGGACGUUUUUGCUGGGGUCUCCCUGUCUAAGCUCAGCCUGCACAAUAAUUACUUCAUGUACCUCCCAGUGGCCGGGGUGCUGGACCAGUUAACCUCCAUCAUCCAGAUAGACCUGCAUGGCAACCCCUGGGAGUGCUCCUGCACCAUUGUGCCUUUCAAGCAAUGGGCAGAACGCCUGGGCUCCGAGGUGCUGAUGAGCGACCUCAAGUGUGAGACACCGGUGAACUUCUUUAGGAAGGAUUUCAUGCUGCUCUCCAAUGACGAGAUCUGCCCCCAGCUGUAUGCGAGGAUCUCGCCCACGUUAACUUCGCACAGUAAAAACAGCACUGGGUUGGCGGAGACCGGGACACACUCCAACUCCUACCUAGACACCAGCAGGGUGUCCAUCUCGGUGUUGGUCCCGGGACUGCUGCUGGUGUUCGUCACCUCCGCCUUCACCGUAGUGGGCAUGCUCGUGUUUAUCCUGAGGAACCGAAAGCGGUCCAAGAGAAGGGAUGCCAAUUCCUCUGCGUCCGAAAUUAAUUCCCUACAGACAGUCUGUGACUCUUCCUACUGGCACAAUGGGCCUUACAAUGCAGACGGGUCCCAUAGGGUGUAUGAUUGCGGCUCUCACUCACUCUCAGACUAA
Messenger RNA from Apodemus sylvaticus (European woodmouse), 2091 nucleotides. It is a transcript of the gene Slitrk1, whose product is annotated as SLIT and NTRK like family member 1. Gene Ontology annotation, biological process: positive regulation of synapse assembly; regulation of presynapse assembly; axonogenesis. The record is from RefSeq and is a predicted model, not a curated record. Lineage: Eukaryota; Metazoa; Chordata; Mammalia; Rodentia; Muridae. Gene Ontology annotation, cellular component: GABA-ergic synapse; postsynaptic density membrane; glutamatergic synapse. The transcript has a single exon. Gene Ontology annotation, molecular function: protein binding. Bases 1 to 2091 code for a protein of 696 amino acids.